UUUGUGACUGUAUUAAUUUAAUAUUAUUAAAAUGUUAAUAUCCACAUCCAUCCAUCCAACAUCAACUACUACUACUACUGAGCAACAAAACAACAACUGCCGCCUGCAACUCUACUGCCAAAAAUUCCGCACCCGCACAACACGAAGUCUCUUCCUCCGCCGAAACCUACUUUCUCCCAGGUUAGCAGCUUCCUCUGCUCUUUUUCUGUACUUGGGUUUCCAGUUUUAGCCCUUCUCCUGCUGCCAUGGGGGGGCGAUGGCCUUGUUCAUAAGAAGGAAAACGCAAAACCUUGGUUGCUUUGCUUCUUUCAAUUGCCUUCUUGCUAGCUCUAAUAAUUUCCCAUUGCCGUUCGAUUCUCUUCCUGUUGCUUCUUCCGAUUCUGCAUUCGCUGUAAUCUAAAUGCACAACCGAGAUUUGCCAGAACAGAAAAAACAUCCACCAAACCCCCCUGUCAAUUCCGCCGCAUGUCAUUUCUCCGUUGAAUUGCCGAGUUUGGGUUACCUCCCGCCAGGCGUUAUUCUGCUGUCUUGGUCUUGGGGAGCUGUCCAGCUACCAAUUACCGUCCUCUGUCCCUCAGUUCUCUAGGGUUUCUCAGUUUGCUUCAUUUCUGUGCUGAAUUCUUCUGCUAUUGUUGUUGUUGUGGUUUAUUUACAUCUUUGUGAUGGAUCAGAUGCAGAAGGAUUACCCUAGCAAGAUUGAGGAUGAGCAACUUUCUGCUAAUUCUCCGCCUCGACCUGCCGCAGACCUUCGUCUGGAUGUGCAGGACGUUGAUCUCCCUUCCAACCCCACUGUAGAAGCAAAAGAAGAAGAAAAGGCGCCAUUUUGCUCCGCCGCCUCUGUUGCCACUUCUCAACCUAGCUGUGUGGUGGUGGUAGUUAAUGAUGAUGAAUCGCCUUUGCCCUAUGCUCCGGAUCCUCCCAUGAAGCCCUCUAUCUCUAGGUCUUCGAGUUCUCAUGAACAGUGCAGAGUGUGUCAGCAAGACAAGGAAGAGGUUCUCAUUGAUUUGGGGUGCAAAUGUAAAGGGGGGCUUGCUAAAUCCCACCGUUCGUGUAUCGAUGCUUGGUUCCUGACCAGGGGAUCAAAUAAGUGCGAGAUAUGCCAAGAUGUUGCGGUCAAUGUGCCCCCUCCAGAAUCUCAACCAAGUCAGACAAACUACUGGGUGUGGAGGCUUGAUCCAACCUACAGACCUCGAGACAGGGAAAGGGGUUGUUUUAGUCCUCUCUGGGUGGCAUUUUCUAUUCUCAUCGGUGGCCUCUUGUUGGAUGUGCUGAUCUCCAUCACCCUCGGAGUUUCUGCUCUACCCGUCAACAUAAUAAUUGGCGUGAUCGUUGUGCUUGGACUUGGAACAGCCCUUCGGUUGGCUCUGGAAUUCUGCCACGAAUGGAGUUUCAGGAGAGCAGUUCACAGGGUCGAUGCAAAUGUGAACCUCGGGUAUCAUCCCACAUUAUAGGGCAAAUAGGUGGCUGUACAGAGAAGAAUCACACUACCGGAUGGACCCGCUGUUACAUCCUUUCCAGUGUAUGUAUAGUUAAGUGGUAAACUGUCAUGCAUACUAUCUGUCGUUUUUGCUUUGAGCACCAUCGCUUCUCAUCCCAAAUUGAGCACGGCUGCUGUGGUGAAAGCCGAUGGUGUUGAACUGGGGAACAAGCCCCGUGAAUAUGAGAUAGCCAAGAUGGCGAAAGCCGGUCUUCGUUUCGCUAGAAUAUCGAUUAUUACUUUCAAUAAACGGUCAGUUAUUAAUUGUUAUUCUUUGCUCUAUAUGUUCUUCAUAGAACUAUGUUUCCAUCGAUCAUUGUAGUGAUGGAAAGAGGAAUGCAGGAGUGUUGCUCGGUUGUUCGUCGUUCUUUUUCCUAUGAAUGUAGGUAGAUGGGUUGGAGUUAGCUCAAGUUAGUAGAAUGUUUGGUUAUGUGCAUGUUUAAGAACAGUUAUGUCUGUGUGCUUCUUUAGAAUUCCGGGUCUGAAGUUCUGUAAUGUCACUGGAUAUAGGUGUCAUGGAGGAAAAGGAAAAGUCCAGAAGACUAUUUUUAGUAUGAAUGAGAGAGGUUUGUACUUUUGUGUUGAUUGACAGUUGUUAGAAGGACGAGGAAGGUACUAUGGUGGCUUAAGAGUUUAAGAUCAUCUCCAUCUCCUUACAUGUGCAAAGAAGAAAUCAAGUUGAUAUGGAUUAUGCAAGACAUUUUCUAUCUUAUAAUUCGUUUUAUUCGAAGAAAAAUUGAGAGUUUGUGCAAGAAUAAGGUGCUCUAAGUUGAAUAACUAAUUAGUAAGUGUUUUUUAAGCAUAGAUUUUCUCUUCAUAAACACUCAAAAUACCUGACACUACUUAGAAUGCUACCUCAUUUAGGGCAUGUUAGCUAUGCAAAUUCAAACAGGACAAAAGGAACAUGGAAACCUUCCAUGGUUGUGUUCCUUAACAAGGACCUGGUAAAUAACAACAUUCUUGUCGCGAGGGGAAUGAAUGAUGAACAUUCGUUUUCGUGUAGGAUGUAGAACAUCAGUUAAACACCGAGUAAUGUCAUCGACAUAAGCUAGAACAUGACCGUGUUCUCGACGAUGUUCUUCUCGUAAGUAACUAAGGAAAUCUGCUCGUAUUAGUGCGUAGUGGUUUGCCUCGGUCGAGUAUUCAAAGGACACUCUGCAAUCUGUUUUUCUUCUCUUUUUAGAACAUUCAUAAUCGGUUUGUCAUUUCUUGUAACAAUCGCAUUCAGAUGUUAUUUAUUCUCUUCUCAAAUUAAAAAGGAAAACCAGAACGGUGGGUUUAGCAAAAAGACGCGGUUGGAGGAAACAACCAAGAAGGAGCAGGUCUGCGGCUAAACCGGAAGGCGGAGGCCGCAAUAAGAUACGGAGACUGAC
This is a messenger RNA of Linum trigynum, 2850 nucleotides long. Lineage: Eukaryota; Viridiplantae; Streptophyta; Magnoliopsida; Malpighiales; Linaceae. The record is from the annotation of a GenBank genome assembly.